AUGGGCGUUGAUUGCAAAAAAGUUUAUAGAACCAUUCAUUUUGGACCAGCUAAAAACAUAGAAUCAUUUAUGCAAGAAAGUGGCCGAUGUGGCAGAGAUGGUGUUGCAAGUAUUGCAUAUCUGGUUUAUCAAGGCAUGCAACUUACACAUGUUGACAGGGAAAUGAAACUUUACCUGGAAACAAGCAAUUGUAGACGCAAAUUCUUAUUGCAAUUUUUUGAUGCACAACUUACUCCCAAAGAACCCCUUCACCUAUGUUGUGAUAAUUGCUCGCAUAUUUGCAACUGUGGAUCUGAAAAUUGUAAUAUACUUUCAUACCCAAACCCAGUUACAGAGGCUUCAAACAACAAGUCUACAAAGCAACAUAAGGUAUCCCCAGAAAAUGCUGAACAGUUAAGAAGUGACCUAUAUCACUUUUAUAAGAGCUUGAUGUCAGAUAUUGUAAAACGAGAUGCUAGUGGCAAAUUGAAAAUUUUCACACAUCCUAAAUUUGUACUUGGAUUCUCUAAUAUUCAGAUCUCACAAGUGAUCAAUAAUGCUGACAAGCUUUUUACAAUUGAAGAUAUUUGCAAUCAUGUGGAAAUUUGGGAUAUACAUCAUGCGUAUAAAGUGUUCAACAUUUUACAAAAUGUGUUUUGUGAUAUGAAUGACAUGCAUUUCCAUGCAAAUCCUGAAGACUUGUUUUCAGAUGAAGAGGAAUACUUACUGCCUGAGGAUUGGAAUGACCUUGGAACUGAUGAAGAACUUGCAAUACUAGCCAUUAAUGAAAUGAGUUUGGAUGAUGAAGCAUCAUUUGAGGUAACAGAUGAUGUUCCUUUUACAGCAUUAAAUGCACUGCUAGAAAUGAGUUUUGAUGCCAUAGUGGAACAGAGAAAUGAACUUUGGUGUAUUAACAAUUAA
Messenger RNA from Paramuricea clavata, 900 nucleotides. The record is from the annotation of a GenBank genome assembly. NCBI's taxonomy places the organism in Eukaryota, Metazoa, Cnidaria, Anthozoa, Malacalcyonacea, Plexauridae.